AUGGCAAAUAACCCUAGUGAAGGUUUACUUCUUCCUGAAAACAAAAAAACUCUCUUUUUCAGACAAAUAGAUGAGAUUGUUAAGAGCUUAAAUAAUCAAUCAGAAGUUAAGGCUGAACAAUCACAAUUACUAAUAGAAUUACUCAUUCAAGAUAUUAUGGAAAAUCAAUUAAGUAGAGAAUAUCGUAUAAGCUUAUGUUACAAGUUGAUUGAGAAGGAAAAUCUUUUUAAAAAGAUCUUAGCAUGUAAUAUUAUUCAAGAUAUGGUAAAGAUUAUACAAGGCCAUACUAUUCAACAGGAUAUCGAAACAACUGGUUCAUUUGAUCAAUCAAGUGUUAAUGAAAAGUCUAAACAUUCUAUCAUACCAGAUGGUAAUGAGGGAAUUAAUGUUUCAGUUCAAACCCAUCUAGACCGAUAUGUCUUGAAACACAAGUUUGUUACUAGCCAACCUAUAAUACCAGUGUACAUAAUUUUAUUCCUUAAAAGGCUAGAAUACGAGUACAAGAAAAAUGAGAGAAAUAAUGACUCUUUAGUAUGGGACAGUAAUAUGAAUUCUAUUAUUUCUGAUUUUGUUUGUAGAUUAGCUAAAUAUGUAAAUCAUCCAAUUGUAUAUGCCACUUUACUGUCAGAGGGAGAAACUUAUUUGAACUCAACCAACGAAAGUACACAAAUAUUUAAAAGUUUAAUGUUAGAAAGUGUAGAAAAAACAUAUCACCUUAGUAACUUUGAAAAUGUCUCCUCUUUAGAAUAUCAAGAGUAUAACUAUGGGUUACUUCCAGAAAAUGUCCAACACAAACUGCUAACAGCCUGUUCUGAAAAAAAGACUGAAAACACCUCUUACUUUCAAAAUUUGAAAACUUUGAUUGUUAAAAAAAGAGUUUAUGAUUCUGCCCUCAAAGCUAAUCAUGUACUAUUUUCUGAUGAUUUAGAGGAAGUUUUAAAACACGAGUCCACAAGCUUUGAGCCACUGAAGAGAUUGAAAACAGAAACUAGCGAUUACUUAGCAUUGAGAGCUAGAAGUUUAUUGUAUCGCAAUUGUUUCAAUAGUCCAACAAUAACUCAUAGGGCAAAGACUUUUUUUGACGUUUCAAUGACAAUUGCUAGAUUUAAAGAUUUUGAAACAUCUAAACGUAUUGCAUUUGACAAACUGUUACUCUCUCUUUCUGAAAAACCACACAAUUAUUUAAUAAUAGAGGAAUAUGCUACUCCAAGAAUAGAAAGUAAGCAAAUUGAAAGACCCUCACCACAUAUUGACUGUAUGGAAGAUUUCUCUGCUCUGUGUGAAUUAUGCAAUUUACAAAAAAACCCAACUAUAGAUUCAAUUAAUAUCAGUGAGAAAUCAAAACCAGACUUAUCUCAUAUUAAUCUAGUAUUCUUGGGAGAAUUAUUUAAAAAUCUAAUUAAUUUAGGUGAUUGGGCUUUUAUUAGGGAUUUCUUUAAACAGAUACAAACAGUAUAUGAGCAAAAUACAUCUGAUGAUGUUCAUAUUGUUUUUUGCAGAUUUGCAAUACUAGUUGAAUCAUUAGCUUAUCAUAUGCAUGCACCAAGAAAUGGGGCUCCUAAAAAAGUGUUCAAAGAUUUGAAAGAUGAUAUUUAUAAGUUUGUGAAUAACUUGAUUUAUUUACCAGAUCAAUAUCAUUACGAAUCUGAUAGUCUUAAUUUUGAGGACGAGAAUAGACUAAGAUGGGAUGACUUUCAUUUACUCGUUUCAACAAACAAUCUCAAGUUCCUAAUGGAUCUAUCAGUAAUGUUAUCGUUUGUUUUAGUUUCAGUAAGAAUGACUGUUGUAGGAAAUAGAUCCACAUCUCCUCCAAUGUUAAGAAAUCCAACUCAACCAAUAAUGACAGGUCAUUACAAGCAUUUAGCAAAACUAAUAAUGCCUGAAUAUUUUUGUAGCUCUACAAAGAAAAAUUGGUUACUUGGUAACGAAAAGUUUGUAGAAGAUACCUUAAUAAUAAUGCUUCAACAUGUAUUGGAGCGUGUAAUUAAUUUGCAAGAACAAUCUUCAACCAAACCUAUUAGUAGUUUCUACCUUUUUAAAUGCUGUCUUGCUGACGUAUAUUUCGAAAAGGGUAAAUUUAGAAGAGCUUUAGAAUUGUAUUUGGAAUGUGGAGAAAUGAGUUUCCCUCAUUUCUAUAAACCAUCCAAUGAGGAAGUUGUUGAAAGAAUGUUUAGAUGCCUAGUUGAGUUGGGAGAAUACACAGCAGCAGCUGUUCUACAUCAAUUUGUUCACAGCACUUACGAUAAUGAAAUUGAAAGUCAAUCCAGAACACACGUUAUUUCUGACAAUUUCAUUAACACUAACAACAGAAUUGGUUAUACAAAAGAAAUAAUUGAUAAUUUAUACGAAUCUAAUGGUCUAAACGAGAGGUGGUUGUUGUAUUUUUAUGAUCUAUCCUAUUUGGAAUUGGUAGUCCAUGUAGCACACCAGAAAGGAGAGUUUAGUAAGGAAGAUUUGAUAAUUCAACACAUCCAAAGAAGUGAAAUUAAUUCCAAUAACAAAACAGAGCAUAGAAAAGAAUAUAUCCAAGCAAUGAAGGAAACAUUUUUACGAAGAUUAUAUCUUCAUAUAACCACCUUCUUGAAAAAUUAA
Naegleria gruberi is the source of this 2592-nucleotide messenger RNA. RefSeq lists its product as uncharacterized. Gene Ontology annotation, cellular component: integrator complex. The record is from RefSeq and is a predicted model, not a curated record. The transcript has a single exon. Gene Ontology annotation, biological process: snRNA 3'-end processing. Bases 1 to 2592 code for a protein of 863 amino acids. NCBI's taxonomy places the organism in Eukaryota, Heterolobosea, Eutetramitea, Acrasida, Naegleriidae.